GACAUUUAAGGCAUUUCUGGGGCACACGAAGCAUUUUGCGAUUGACAUUGUGAAAUGUAGCCCUCACACCCUGGCUGUUAAACAAAGCAACUGCAGUGGCAUCAUAGCAGUUUCUUGUUGAUUCUAUAUUCAUUUCUGGGAAGAGGGGGUGUAUCCAGGUGUCGUCAAGUUGUUUCCCAAUCUCCAAUAGAUGGAGGACGCUUCUUCGAGUCGAAAUCUGGUUGUGGCCGUGCCAAUGCCGCUCAGAGAAGACCCAGAGAUCACACUCGGAGCCUUGAGAUGGGUGAUCGACCAGGCUUUGAGACCAGGAGAUGUCGUGCAUGUGGUUCACGUGAUAAAGUGCAUGGUUCAGAAGCUGGAAGUUUACCAUGGGGUCCCUGGCACCUCCUAUUCCUUUGAGGAACCCGGCGGCAUCCAUCAUGAGAAUGAAGACUUUGCACGCGCCAAAAGCUUCCUUGCAGAGAGUGUGAUGCCGGUUCUGGAUGCAAGGGGCAUCCAGCACCAGACCCAUCUUUCUGUGGAGACCAUAGAGGCGCCCCCGAGCGCUGUGGCACAGAUUAUUUUCAGCGCAGCCGACAGCGUUGGCGCAGAUCUGGUGGUUUUAGGCGCCAACAGGAAGCCGGUCAGUGCAGAGGAUGGCUCUUUGGGGAAGGUUGCAAAGUACGCUCUGGACUAUGCGCAGAGGCCGUUGGUCAUCACAAGAGCCUUUCAGCCAGUCCCUGUCGCUCCAGACGCUUGAGACUUGAAC
Molecule: messenger RNA, 748 nt
Organism: Coccomyxa subellipsoidea C-169
Lineage: Eukaryota; Viridiplantae; Chlorophyta; Trebouxiophyceae; Coccomyxaceae
Exons: 5
Coding region: 191-739 (182 amino acids)
Source: RefSeq, a predicted model, not a curated record